This is a messenger RNA of Pogoniulus pusillus (Red-fronted tinkerbird), 5725 nucleotides long. RefSeq names its product ST8 alpha-N-acetyl-neuraminide alpha-2,8-sialyltransferase 1 (gene ST8SIA1). Gene Ontology annotation, molecular function: alpha-N-acetylneuraminate alpha-2,8-sialyltransferase activity. Gene Ontology annotation, biological process: N-glycan processing; oligosaccharide metabolic process. The coding region runs from base 155 to 1231 and encodes 358 amino acids. The transcript is spliced from 5 exons. Lineage: Eukaryota; Metazoa; Chordata; Aves; Piciformes; Lybiidae. The record is from RefSeq and is a predicted model, not a curated record.
GACCCGACGCCCGCGGGGCCCGGUUCUCCCGUGGCGAGCUAGGAGGCCAUGGCGGCAGGCGGCGAGAGGCAAGCAGGUCGCCUGGCUUAGGGCGCAGGCGGCGGCGGGGCUGAGGCGAGCCCCCCGCCCCGGGGCGCCGCAUGGCGCGGGCCUGAUGCCGGAGCGCGGCCCGGUGCCGCGGCGGCGCUGCGGGUGGAGGAGGAUGGCGGGGCUGGCGUGGAAGUGGCCGCGCACCCGCUUGCCCGUGGGGGCCAGCGCCUUGGGCAUCUUCGUCCUUUGCUGGCUCUACAUCUUCCCCGUCUACCGGCUGCCCGACGAGAAGGAGAUUGUCCAAGGGGUGCUGCUGCAGCAGGGCAAGGCGUGGAGGAGGAACCAGACUGCGGUCGCCCUGUUCAGGAAACUGCUGGAAGAAUGCUGUGACCCUGGGCAGCUGUUUGCUAUGACAAAGCUGAACUCCCCGAUGGGAAAGAACCUCUGGUUUGAUGGGGAAUUUUUAUAUUCUGUCACUAUUGACAAUGCAACUUACUCACUCUUCCCACAGGCUACUCCCUUCCAGCUGCCACUGAAGAAAUGCUCCGUAGUGGGAAACGGUGGGAUCCUGAAAGCGAGCGGCUGCGGCAAACAAAUAGAUCAAGCAGAUUUUGUCAUGCGGUGCAACCUUCCUCCUCUCUCCAGGGAAUACAGCAAGGAUGUUGGAUUGAAAACCCAGCUGGUGACUGCAAAUCCCAGUAUAAUUCAGAAAAGGUUCCAGAAUCUGCUGUGGUCCCGGAAAGCGUUUGUGGAGAGCGUGAAGGUGUAUAACCACAGCUACAUCUACAUGCCAGCCUUCUCGAUGAAGACGGGGACGGGACCCUCCCUACGUGUCUAUUACACCCUGAAGGACUUCGGUGCCAAGCAGGCUGUCCUUUUUGCCAACCCCAAUUUCCUACGUGACAUUGGCAAGUUCUGGAAGAGCAAAGGUAUCCAUGCCAAGCGGCUUUCCACGGGACUUUUCCUGGUCAGUGCCGCCCUGGGUCUGUGUGAAGAAGUAACUAUUUACGGCUUCUGGCCGUUCUCUGUGGACCUGCAUGGAAAGUUUAUUAGCCAUCAUUACUAUGACAAUGUCUUGCCUGAUUCUGGAUUCCAUGCUAUGCCAGAGGAAUUCCUACAGCUCUGGUUUCUUCACAAAAGUGGUGUACUGAGAAUGCAGCUAGAACCAUGUGAGGACCCUUUAAUCCGGUCUUCUGCCUGAGGACUGUAGGAGGCAGCUUGGGAGAUCCAACCGUUUUUAAUGUCCAGACUCUCCGACAGAGAGUUCUGUUUACUGUUGAUUCUUUUUAAAGGGAAAAUAAUUGUGGAUCUGCAUGGACCAUAAAAAUGCUACCUGAAGGCCAAAUGGAAUACGUCCUUAAUGUAUAGUGCUUUGUGGAACUGGGGUGGGGGAAGUGAAUCUCUCCAUUGAGUCCUUUCGGCAGCAUGGUGAACAUAACGUUGGAAGCAGCACAGCUGAACUUUCCAGGGGACGUUUCUACAUGACCAAUGUACAAGGGGCAUUAAGGCUCGGAGGGACACAGGGCCACCCACAAGCUUUUGCUGACAGUGCCAAAUAUGACUGUCUGUUCCAAAAUCCAUUUCAUUCCAGACUGGCACCUUGUACUUUUCCUUUUUCUUCCCUCUGGUUGGGGGGUGUGUGUAUGUGUGGAGAGCUUUUGUGUGUUGUUGACUUUCUUUGUUUCUUUCCUUUUUAUUUUUUUUUCUCCACUUUUUGGGUUGUUUGUGGUUUUUUCUUUCUCUAAUGGAAGGAAAGGUGUAAAAGGCCCAGGAGCUGAGUACCAUCAGCUCCUCUGAAGACUCUUGGGAGAGUGAAGGGUGCUAAGAAUCUCGUUAGAAGAAUGUCCUAGGAAUGCCAUGCUGCUGAGCAUGAAUGGACUUGUUGUAAGUUUUAUCAAGCUAGGUUAGAUAUUUACACUUAUAGCUGUAUUAAUGCUGUACUCUGGGUUAGAGCUGGUUAAGGGAAAUUAAAGGGAAAAUGAAGUAUGCAUGAGAAAAAUCAACAGCAAAGAGCAGCCUGGAUUCGGUUGACCUGCUGUAAGAUUUCCAGAGCAACUUUUGUAGCAGAGAGGGUUCUUGAUGUGUUUAGCAGUCCAGCCUUAGGGAUUAAUUCUGUAUUCAUUUGGACUCCAGAUGUUCAUUGACUGUCCAGGGGAUUUGAGGUGUUCAUUGGAAUGCAGAAUGAAGUUCUUCAUUUGCUUGUAGCAGAAAAAGUGCAGAAAUGAAUGUAAGCAUCGCUCAAAAUGAGUUGAAGCGUUGAAGAUCCUUUGCGUGCUGAGCUCUUCUGCUUGGAUUGUAACGUUAGCCUUAAAGACUUGUGCUUUUCUUGCAAGAUUGUCUGGUUAGAGAUAGUCUGGCAAAUAAAACAGCCUUUGGGAGCACUGAAGAGCUGCAUAGCCAGCAAGAAAAAAGAAAAGGCGAAGACAGCAGGGCCCCUUACAUAAGGCAGCCUGGCAGUGGGUGAAUUGUCAGCGUGCGCAUUGCACGCGUGCGGUGCUGGCCGGUGCAUGCAGCGCCUGGAGGGCUGCUUUAUUUUGGGUUAUUGCCUGGGGAGCAGAUGGUCCUAUCACCAUGUAAAUGAGAAAUCUUGGUUUGUUUGCUUUAGUUUAGCACUGUAGGACAAGAAGAGAAAAUACCAGCCCAGUCCACAGUGCAAUUUCAGCUGCAAGAUGUUUAUCCGAGUUAACUUUCAGAAAUCCUGAUCAGUGUUCUUUCUCUUCCUUAACCUUCUGUCAUGAGUAGCUGAAAUUCUAGUCAGAGUGCUGAAGCAAGAAAACUGUUGUCAGGUUUCCACAACAAUUUCCUGUGCUACCCAUUUUAGCUCCAAAGCCUUAGUGUUUCAGGGGCAUGUGUCCUAUCCUAAUGUUGACAACGUCUCUGUUUGUAGAUUACCAGCUACAAGUUAUAUAGAUACAAUUAAACAAACAGAAAAGAAAAGGCAAAAUCCGUGGCUCUUCUUGAAAUAAUUCAACUAUCUGUGUAGGAUACUGGUUAAAAAACACCAACCACUGUGUUUUGCUUUUGAAACAUAUGCUUUAUAAUAAAAUCUUCUUUCUAAAUAUGGAUAAUGCAGGCAUAAAGUGGGUACUGUUCCAGGAGGUUGUGGAGAUUUGGGUUAAACAGCCUUGUGGAGAUCGUGCCGAUAAAAUCCGAAUGUGCUUCUGUAACCCAGGUGAUCUCGUCCAUGUUUGGUGUUAAAAGUGCAGCCAACGUCGCUUUAUAAUCCAUUCCCUUUCCUUAGGUCUAUCUGUGCUGUGAGUACUGAGUGAGAGAGGAUUUGAAAGUUAAAUAUUUUCUAUGCUGCUGCUUCUUAUGGUGAAAUUUCCCUGAGCUGCCUUUCUUGGAGGAGAAGCAGUGCCUGUGUGGUUUUAAUUGUACACAUUGAGUUUUCCACUUUUUAGUGGUUUGGAGUUUGCUUUAUCUGAGAGAACAACAGUCAAAAUAUGGUGAUGGCAUUUCAGAGGGAUUUCCUUGGGCAUGGGGAACAAGCAGAGUAGGAGGGAACUGCCUCAGACUAAGUAAUUUUUUUGGUGUGUUUUUACCAAUACUUAGCAAUUUUCCCAUGUCUUGGGAAAAUAAUCAGAUUGAAAGAACAAGGUAAAAACAUACAGGAAAACUCUGUGCAGUGUUCCAUAAUGUCUGACUUACUCAUGUUCAGCAGUGCCCUGGGUGUCUGGAGGUGCUGGAUACCCCAGCUCUGUAGGGUUGAGGUAGACUGAACCUGUAGCCUGUGGUCUUUGUGAGUUUCUUCUGAUGUCUCCAGUCCUGAUGUUUGCAAGGAAAAUAGCUUCCAAAAAAAUCUGGCAGUAGGAGAGACCCAGGCUGUGUGUGAUGUGUAACUGAUGUUGGCGAAACUGUUCUGUGUCUAUUCACAUGUGUACAGUGAAGGUAACUGCAUCUUGCAAAGGUGACCAUGUCUGAUGUGGAAGUUUAAAGAGUCAAAGAUAAAUAAUUUUCUGUAAUUCCAGAAAACUUGUCUGAGGAAAGAGAAGAAGCAAAAUUCAAUGCCCCUUCUGAGUGAGCAAAAUGUGGUUGAGCUGUCUGACUCAUCAGUCCAUGCAAACACUGGCCAGCAAUCAGCUUUUUGCUGAACUGAGGGACACAGGGGAGUGCAACACUGCCCUUCUGUGCUUGCAAACAACACAGCUGUUCUGUGGCAGGAGCAGUCACCAAAAGCAAAAAGCAGCUGGGAAGGUGGAAGUAGCUGCUGCCUGACAGAAAUGGUGGAGUAGAUAAGUUCCAUCCAUGCAGCUGCUGUUUGGCGUGCCUUGUCUAAAUCUCUAGGAGGAAGAACAGUCCAUAUAUGGCAUCACUGGUGUGAAAUAUGGCAUCAGGACAGGGACUGAGCUUGUAUCCUGCUUCUGGGAUAUGACCAUGAUUCUCAAAGACAGGCACAAGCCCUCAGCACAGGAAGGACAUGGACCUGAUGGAGUGGGUCCAGAGGAGAGCCACAAAAAUGAUCGGGGGACUGGAACAUCUCUGUUACGAGAACAGGCUCAGGAGCUGGGGUUGUUCAGCCUGGAGAAGGCUCCGGGCAGACCUAAGAGCAGCCUUACCAGCACCAGAAGGGGGCUACAAGAAGGCUGCAGAGGGACUGUUUGCAAAGGCUUGCAGGGACAGGAUGAGAGACAAUGGUUUGAAAUGAGAGAAGAACAGAUUUAGUUUUGGAUGUUAGGAACAAGUUCUUCAUCACAAGGGGGUUGGAGAACUGCAACAGGUUGCCCAGGGAAGUAAUUUGCACCUCAACUAUGUAAAGCUUCUCCUUCCUGUUGAUUAUGGAGCCUUUGGAGCUCCUUGUAAAACAAACAAAAGCCAGAAAACUAAAAUCAUAGAGAAGGGGGGAGAGUUAUGUGCUUAAGAAAAUAAAAGCAAUUACAAUUUUGUUUCAGACCUUGCUGUAAUAUUAAGGACUCUUAUUCAUGAAUCUUCCAUUUUUUAUAUUUCUACUGAAAUUAAGGUGUCAAACUUGAGUGAAACUACUACAAGUGUCAAAGGUCCAAGCCUUUGUUACAGCUUAACUAUUGUAGAAUAAUUUGACUGCCUUCACCUUUUUGUUAGCUUCCUCAGUUUGGUGUCAUAGCACUCCCUGCUGAAUUUGUACCUCACAUCUGGAGUAUUGUGCCAAGUUCUGGGCCCCUCAGUUCAAGAAGGACCUCAGAGAACUGCUUGAGAGAGUCCAGCACAGAGAUGCUAAAGGCAGUGGAACAUCUCCCUGCUGAAGAAAGGCUGAGGGAUGUGGGGCUCUUUAGCUUGGAGCAGAGGAGCCUGAGGGGUGACCUCAUUUAAACUAAAUGCCAUGUAAACCCCUUCCUCUAUACAUCUGUGUGGAAACUGGUUUAAUAUCUGCCUCACCCUUUAAUUAAUAAAACAUGAGUAAGGAAACUUUUGGUCUAGAAGUGAGGAUGAUGAAGGAGGUGAAUGCUGUCUCACCAUUUGCUGCCUGCUUUGCUUUUUUCCUUUAGCUCAAUGGAUGAGCAAGUGGUGUAACAAAUGGGAGUGUAGCAGUUCUUGGUAAAGGUCCCCAGUUCCAAGCAGCUGUGGUAUGUUUUGAUCUGGUAAUGACCAUGAAAAAUGGACUACCUGUGACCUGCUGAUGGUUUUCUGCAAAACCAAAUUCUGGUAGAGGGUGAAGCUCUGGUUAAACAGAAAGAAAAAUACAAUGGAAUGAAGAACAAUUAUCCCAAAGCCCAUAAAA